Lodderomyces elongisporus is the source of this 600-nucleotide messenger RNA. RefSeq lists its product as uncharacterized. NCBI's taxonomy places the organism in Eukaryota, Fungi, Ascomycota, Pichiomycetes, Serinales, Debaryomycetaceae. The coding region runs from base 1 to 600 and encodes 199 amino acids. Gene Ontology annotation, cellular component: RNA polymerase I upstream activating factor complex. Gene Ontology annotation, biological process: nucleolar large rRNA transcription by RNA polymerase I. Gene Ontology annotation, molecular function: RNA polymerase I cis-regulatory region sequence-specific DNA binding. The record is from RefSeq and is a predicted model, not a curated record. The transcript has a single exon.
AUGAACAUAUCCAAACAGAGCGAUGUUAAUGCUACAAACGUGUAUAAUGCAUGUAAUGCAGAUUAUAGAGAAGACUUAAGGGUCAACAAAGAAUACAUAUCUGAGAAUCCAACUUCACAUAAGCUUGUGCCUUUUCGAAAUGGGUUACAAGUACACAUCGACAAGGAUGCAAGGGAUAUGGAUCAAGUGAUUAAACAGGAAGGGAGGAUCAUAUCACCAGAUGAACUUUUGGAGAUGCAGAAGCCAGGACAAUUGAAAAUUCCUCUUAUGGACCUUAAAGAAGCAGAAGAUACGGAAACCAUUGGGGAAAACAAAUGUCAAAAACUCCCGUCUUCAGAUUUGUUAAAAGCGUUGCAUUAUUACGUGGCGAGCAAGUACACUAAAAACAUUGAUGCGAAAAAUCCCGACCGGCUCCGAUACGUAGAGAGUAUGGAUGAAACUUCGCUUUUGGCUAUGGGUUUGCUUAUUGAAAACUGGGUGGAUGAACUUGUGACUGAAGAUGUUUGCAGAAUGUACUUGCAGAAAGUGGACGAAGAAAAAAGUUUUGUAAAUCAAAUGCAUGAAGAUCUAGAGAUGGCCAGUGCUGAUGAAGCAGGUUAG